GUUCUUCACACCUACCUCACUUCCAUCUGAACUUCUUGGAGCCUCGAGUCCUAUUGUGCCAACCAACCUCGAUAGAGAACUCACAAUAGUCCUUUACCUUGCCAUGUCACUUAUUAUACCCCGUUGAGAGGCCCAAGCUUCCCCCUUUUGACUUCAACACACACCGUUUCUUUCUUUCACUGCCGGCGCUUUAUCAAACCCGCGUCGCAUUGGAUCUUCAUCAAAACGCAGCAACCUCAAAACAGCCACCACAACUCGAUUGCAACGGGGGUAGUCCACACGCAAUCAUGAGCAUCCUCGACUCCGGGAAACCGGGCGCUGCGUCCUCGCCUCGCAGCUUUGCCGUUGCACACCUACGGCCGAGGAAUACCUUUGCCGGAUGCUCACGGAUCACUGAUUAUGAGGUUCUGGGCAAGCUCGGUGAGGGUACUUUUGGUGAGGUUCAUCGGGCGAGGUCGAAGAAGACCGGGGCCUUGGUUGCCCUGAAAAAGAUUAUCAUGCACAACGAAAAGGAUGGGUUUCCCAUAACGGCGCUCCGAGAAAUCAAGCUCCUGAAACUCCUCUCUCACGUCAAUGUCCUUCGCUUGGAAGAGAUGGCGGUUGAACACCCAGCCAGGAGCUCCGACAAGCGGAAGAAGCCGAUCAUGUACAUGGUGACGCCCUACAUGGACCACGAUCUUUCGGGCUUGCUCGACAAUCCCUCGGUGCACUUCACGGAGCCCCAGAUCAAGUGCUACAUGCUCCAGCUCCUAGAAGGCCUCAAGUAUCUCCACGAAAACCAUAUUCUGCACAGAGACAUGAAGGCCGCCAACCUUUUGAUCGACAACAAGGGCAUCCUCCAGAUUGCAGACUUUGGCCUCGCCAGGCACUACGAGGGAGAGGUACCCAAGUCUGGUAAGGGUGGUGGGGAAGGGCGGCGCGAUUACACAAGCUUGGUCGUAACUCGUUGGUACCGGCCUCCCGAGCUGCUGAUGCACUUAAAACGAUACACCACAGCGAUUGACAUGUGGGGUGUGGGAUGUGUGUUUGGCGAGAUGCUCGUCGGCAAACCGAUUCUCGCCGGAGAGAGUGACGGCCACCAGCUCGAAAUCAUCUUUGAGCUUUGCGGAACACCCACAGACGAAAACAUGCCCGGUUGGCGAUCGUUGCCCGGGGCAGAAGUCCUGCAGCCUCGACCCAGGCAGGGGAAUCUGUCACAACGGUUCCGGGAAUACGGAUCGGGAGCCGUUUCACUCCUCCGGGAGCUCCUCAGGCUCGACUGGCGAAGCCGCGUCAACGCCAUCGACGCCCUCAAGCACCCCUACUUCCAAACCGCACCAUUACCAGCGAAACCCCACGAACUGCCAUCCUUUGAAGAAAGCCACGAACUCGACCGCAGGAAGUUCCACGACAGAAGAGCGGCGCUACCACCGGCCCCCAAAGGCGGCACCGUCGGCCGCGGCCCCCACGACGGGCCCAACGCCUCCUUCAGCAGCGACGGCUUCGGCAGCAGGAACGGCGUCAACAGCGGCCGCUACCCGCGCGGCAGCCGCGGACCCGAGGAGCGCGUGCCGGCGUGGCAUCGAGACCGCGGCCUGCCGCCCCGCCCGCCGCCACCCUCGGACCCGGACCACCCGGACGGCUACCGCGACAGGGGCGGCGGCGGCGGCGGCGGAGGGAGACCACCACGCGGCGGAGGCGGCGGCGGCCGGCAGGACGUCGACACGUACAUCCCCAGCUACGACCGCGACGCGCCGAGGCGGGACGACCGCCGGCGGCCCAGGGACGACAGGGACGACAGGGACGGCAGGGACGGCAGGGACGGCAGGCGGCACGAUUGGGACCGCAGGCGGGACUACGACGACCGCACGCGCGCUAGCCGGACCAGGAGUCGCAGCCGCUCGCCGGUGGUGCGUGAUCGGGAGAGGGAUAGGGAUCGGGAGAGGGAGAGGGACAGGGAUCGGGAUAGGGACCGUGACCCGUAUCGCCGGUAGGGUUUUGGCGUGCGGCGGUUCUGAGCGGGGGGGGGGG
Chaetomium fimeti is the source of this 2010-nucleotide messenger RNA. RefSeq names its product kinase-like domain-containing protein. Gene Ontology annotation, molecular function: RNA polymerase II CTD heptapeptide repeat kinase activity; cyclin binding; ATP binding. Gene Ontology annotation, cellular component: nucleus; cyclin/CDK positive transcription elongation factor complex. The record is from RefSeq and is a predicted model, not a curated record. Lineage: Eukaryota; Fungi; Ascomycota; Sordariomycetes; Sordariales; Chaetomiaceae. The transcript is spliced from 5 exons. Gene Ontology annotation, biological process: protein phosphorylation; positive regulation of transcription elongation by RNA polymerase II. Bases 288 to 1973 code for a protein of 561 amino acids.